CAUCUCUCGGGGGAGACGGCGCCGCUCAGGAGGACAACCAUGAGGAAGCAGAUCGACAUCAAACGUGCCCUCGUUCUCGCCGGCACCUUCAACUUCCUGUGCUGGUGUGCUAAAGCCAGCCUGCUCCCCUUCCUCACGCUGUACUUCCGACAGCUAGGCCUGUCUCCUGCCAUGACGGGGAUCGUCAUGGGAACCAAGUGCCUCAUAACGCUGGUGUGGAGCCCCGCGGCGAGUCUCCUCGCCAAGCGCUACAACAAGAGACGGGUGGUGAUUACCUGCUCCCUGGUGCUGUCUGCUGCCGCUGCUCUGCUGCUGCUGCUCAUCCCACCCAUCGAUGUGCCCGGCGCACGAAAUGAAACCUGUAAAAUGUACAAUACAAGCGUUUUUCCGACUCAGAGUCUGGGUGAUGACCUUUUCGUGACUGGUACUAGACCCGCAGUGACGCAUCCCAAAACCCUCGUCACCGUUCCCUCCAAAAGCUUCAAUGGUACUAAACCUUCUCCAGUAGUCACGACCAAAUCAUCACUUGUUCCAAAUGACACAGAAAAGCUCCAGCCUGGACUGUCAAACUCCUCGGCGGUCCAGCAUGGACUGUCAAACGCCUCGGCGGUACUCGCCAGCGUUCCUGGAGAAUCAGAGAUGAACAUAUCUGUCGUGGAUCCUACCGUCACCUCCUUGGUGACGUCCGUGAGAAACAAAAGGUCCAAGUUCAAAUCGGAGCAGGCGGAGGAGAAGUACAGGAAUAGUCUGGGGUUCCUGGGAAGCCUGAAAGAGAUGGAUGUUCACAACCAACUCUUCUUCCUGAUCCUUUUCCUGGUGUCGGUGUGGGAGUUGGUGUCGGCCCCUCUGGACUGGACGGCGGACGACGGCCUGUAUGAGUACCUGGACUUCGCCGAUGCUUCGGAUCGCCACAGCGGCGCAGAGGUGUGGGGUUUACUGGGGGCGGCGUGUGGCGUCGGGGGAGCGGGGCUGCUAGUCAGCCAGCUGCGCUGUCUCAUAGCCGCUCACACCCCCAGGACAGCGGUGCAUUUCUUCUGCUACGCCGGCCUGGCCGUCCUGGCCCUGCCUGCAGCCGUCCACUUCCCCCUGUACCUGAGCAGAAAGAGAGAGCGGGCCAACGGGCUCCUGAAAGCCCUGCAGCUGGUGCACGGCUCCCCCCACGCCCUGCUCUGUGCCGUCACCGUCUUCCUGGUCGGGGUGGCCGGUUCGGCCGUGGAGAACUUCCUCCUCUGGCAGAUGCAGGAUCAGGGGAGCAGCGAGCUGCACAUGGGACUCGCCUUAGCCCUCGCUCUGCUCUCGCGAGCCUCCUUCCCCCUUCUGGCCGGAAGACUCUCUAAAGUCCUGAGUCCGAGGAGAGUGCUGGUGGUGGGGGCCACAGGCCUGGGGUUGCAGUGCUUCUACUACUCCCUGCUCCGCGGGGCCUGGGCCGCCCUGCCUGCUCAGCUGCUGAGCUGCCUCAGCGGCGGGGCCCUCUGGUGGGCCGUGAACAUCCAGUGUGAGGAGGUGGCCACGCCGGGGGCCGAGAAGAGCCUGAGGAGGGUGUACGGCUCUCUGCUGCUGCACCUGGGAAGUGGACUGGGGAGCUUUGCUGGAGGGUUUGUGGCGCAGAGGUUCGGGCUGGAGUGGCUGUUCAGGGGGGCGGCCGUGGUCCUGAUGGCGUGGUGUGUGUCUCUGCCGCUGCUCCAGUGGAAAGCCCCUCGCCAGCGCAGGAUCAACUACUCUCGCCUGCUGGCAGCCGAUGCAAGCGAAGCCAGUGACUCCGACUCUGACCAGGACUGGCUUGACAAAGCUAUGGAAGACGACAGGGGACCCAAUAACCACGGACGGAGGAUAAACCCCUGAAACCAAUAAACUCAAUACUGCAAAAAUAAAACUGAUUGAUUAAAUAACAUCCAGUGGAUAGAGGAAGCACUCUUUCACCAAAUCAAAUUGUAAAAUAAUUGUUCUCAGCUUGGAAAAGGGGAUCAAACCUGCAUUAAGAUUAUGCCAAUCUUUAUUAUAACGUAGCACAGUCCAGACAGGCAUGAUUUAAUUCCUCCCCUGAAGAGUUUAAUUAUAGUCUGAGCAUCGAUUCUAAACAGUCAUUACUUUAUCAUCUGAAGCAUUAUGUCGGUUCUGGGGGUGUCAGGGCUACUGAUUUAUUGAAAGACUUGUCUCUGAGUCUUUUGUUAGUGUGUCAUGCAAAGGAUUCUUAUGCAAACAUGGCAGCGGGAUUAUGGGUUGUCCAAAGACGCACCUCCACCGUGCCGGUUCAGCAGCUUAGAAACAGCGAAGCCUCUCAGAGGCAUUGCAAACACAAGACAUUGUGCUGGCAUCCUGUUGCACCACAAACACACUGUCAAUCUUCAGGAAAAUAUCCCCACUGGCUGCUGUUGGUUACCAUGUCUGUGUCAGGACUCUAAACUAUUAAAC
Messenger RNA from Cololabis saira (Pacific saury), 2412 nucleotides. It is a transcript of the gene mfsd6l, whose product is annotated as major facilitator superfamily domain containing 6-like. The annotation marks the transcript as partial. NCBI's taxonomy places the organism in Eukaryota, Metazoa, Chordata, Actinopteri, Beloniformes, Belonidae. Gene Ontology annotation, cellular component: membrane. The record is from RefSeq and is a predicted model, not a curated record. The transcript has a single exon.